Molecule: messenger RNA, 2107 nt
Organism: Galeopterus variegatus (Sunda flying lemur)
Lineage: Eukaryota; Metazoa; Chordata; Mammalia; Dermoptera; Cynocephalidae
Product: kallikrein-10-like
Exons: 12
Coding region: 1-1620 (539 amino acids)
Biological process (GO): proteolysis
Molecular function (GO): serine-type endopeptidase activity
Source: RefSeq, a predicted model, not a curated record
AUGGGGCUCAGCAUUUUUUUGCUCCUGUGUGUUCUUGGGCUCAGCCAGGCAAACACACAGAAGAUCGUUGGUGGUAGCGAGUGUGUGCGUAACUCGCAGCCUUGGCAGGUGGGGCUGUUUGAGGGUGCCAACCUGCGCUGUGGGGGGGUCCUCAUUGGCCGCAGGUGGGUCCUCACAGCUGCUCACUGCAGUGGCAGUAGGUACUGGGUGCGCCUGGGGGAACACAGCCUCAGCCGGCUAGACUGGACAGAGCAGAUCCGGCGCAGCAGCUUCUCUGUGACCCACCCCAGCUACCAGGGAGCCCAGCAGAGCCAUGACCAUGAUCUCCGGCUUCUGCGGCUUAACACGCCUGUCCGCUUGACCCGCAGUGUCCAGCCCCUGGCCCUGCCCAGCACUUGUGCAACCACUGGCACUGAGUGCCAUGUCUCAGGCUGGGGCACCACCAACCAGCCAUGGAGCCCAUUUCCAGACCUGCUCCAGUGCCUCAACCUUUCCAUUGUCUCUGAUGCCACCUGCCGUGCUGUGUUCCCUGGGAGAAUCACAGAAAAUAUGCUGUGUGCAGGCGGCAUCGCCGGGAAGGAUGCCUGUCAGGGUGACUCUGGGGGCCCCCUGGUGUGUGGGGGAGUCCUUCAGGGUCUGGUGUCCUGGGGAUCCGUGGAGCCUUGUGGGCAAGAAGGCAUCCCAGGGGUCUACACCAAUGUUUGCAAUCCCACGAAUGUCGCUGUGGGAAUGUCUUGGAAUCCCAACUCCAGCAAGCCCUUCCAGGACUCAUCCCGGGUCCUGGCCAUGAGACCCCCGCACCUCCACCUCUCCGCCGCCUCCGGCGCCCGGGCCCUGGUGAAGCUGCUGCUGCCUCUGCUGAUGGCGCAACUCUGGGCCGCGGAGGCGCUGCUCCCUAUAAACGGCACUGGCUCGGACCUUGCGGCUUCCGGCGCCCCGUGCGCGCGCGGCUCGCAGCCCUGGCACGUCUCCCUCUUCAAUGGCCUCUCGUUCCACUGCGCGGGCGUCCUGGUGGACCAAAGUUGGGUGCUCACGGCCGCGCACUGCGUGAACAACAAGCCACUGUGGGCUCGAAUCGGGGAUGACCACCUGCUGCUUCUCCAGGGCGAGCAGCUCCGCAGAACCACUCAUCCUGUUAUCCACCCCAAGUACCGCCAGGGCUCAGGCCCCAUCCUGCCAAGGCGCACAGAUGAGCACGAUCUCAUGCUGCUGAAGCUGGCCAGGCCUGCUGUGCUGGGACCUCGCAUCCAGGCCCUGCGGCUGCCCUAUCGCUGUGCCCAGCCUGGAGACCAGUGCCAUGUUGCUGGGUGGGGUACCACGGCCACCAAAAGAGUGAAGUACAACAAGGGCCUGAGCUGCUCCGGGGUCACUAUCCUGAGCCCUAAAGAGUGUGAGGUCUUCUACCCUGGUGUGGUCACCAACAACAUGAUGUGUGCUGGACUGGACCAGGGCCAGGACCCUUGCCAGAGUGACUCAGGUGGACCCCUGGUCUGCGAUGAGACCCUGCAGGGCAUUCUUUCAUGGGGCGUUUAUCCCUGUGGCUCUGUCCAGCAUCCAGCUGUCUACACCCAGAUCUGCAAAUACAUCCCCUGGAUCGAGAAAACCAUACGCUCCAACUGAUCCAUACACCCAGAGACCCCUUCAUCAUCUGUCCUUUUCCUCAGACUCCCGCCCUUCCUCCCCAGCUGGCUGGGCUCUCCACCUGCACUGCUCAAAUCUUCGCUGCCCAUCCGUACCUGUUGACACCUCACCUCUUCCCUCAUUCCCCCUGCCCACUCCCAUUCUCUACCCACACUGACGCCGAAGAGCAGAAAGUGGUGGCGAAGAUUUGUUCAAGAGAAGCAAGGAAGCCGGUGGCCACCCAGCCUCUGAGAGAAAUUGUAAUCACCCAGCCCAGCUUCCUGUACCACUCUCUGCUGUGUAAUCUUGGCCAAGCCAAGUAUCCUCUCUGAACCUUGGUUUCCUCACCUGCAAAAUGGGAACAAUGAAGUGCCCACCUCUUAGGUGUGUUGUGAGGAGACCAUGAUAUAACGUGUGUAUGUAAAUCUUUGUAGUAAUUGUCACGUAAGCCUUAACACAGUGGGUGGUGAGCUCUGACUAAAUGUUA